This is a messenger RNA of Cannabis sativa, 1568 nucleotides long. Its product is annotated as protein SRG1. Bases 161 to 1291 code for a protein of 376 amino acids. The transcript has 4 exons. The record is from RefSeq and is a predicted model, not a curated record. Lineage: Eukaryota; Viridiplantae; Streptophyta; Magnoliopsida; Rosales; Cannabaceae.
UUUCUUCUCUCUAUAUAUAUAGUCAUCAUCUAUAUAAAUUUCUUCAACAUCAAGUACUUAAUAAUUAUUCCUUAAUUUUCCUUUUUUUUUUCUUUCUCUCUUUGCAAAAGUACUAUAUAAUAAAAACUAUUUUAUAUUUAUUAAUAUUUAUAUAUAUACAAUGGAAAAAAAUUCAGAGAUAAAUAAGCUUGGGAGCUCAAUUCCAGUCCCUUUGGUUCAAGAGUUAGCCAAAGAAAUUGGUAAUAAUAAAAAUAAAGUAGUUCCAUUGAGAUACCAACAUCCAAAUCAAGAUUCAAUUAUUUACAAUAAUACCACUUUUUCUUCUUCUUCUUCAAAUAUACCAAUUAUUCACUUCAAUAAAUUGGUUUCUUCUGACAAAUCCACUAUGGAAUCAGAACUCCAAAAGCUUCACUUAGCUUCUAAAGAUUGGGGUUUUUUUCAGUUGGUGGAUCAUGGAGUGAGCCCUUUACUAAUGGAGAAUGUAAAAUCAAGAAUUAAAGAAUUUUUCAAUAUGCCAAUAGAAGAGAAAAAUAAGUUUAGGCAACAAAGUGGGGAAUUGGAGGGAUUAGGGCAAGCUUUUGUAGUGUGUGAAGAGCAAAAGCUUGAUUGGGCAGAUAUGUUCUAUAUUGUCACUCAACCAAAUCACUUGAGAAAAUCUCAUUUGUUACCCAAAUUACCUCUCCCUUUCAGAGAAACCCUAGAAGCUUACUCAAGAGAGCUAGAGAAUGUUGCCAAGAAAGUGUUUGAUUUCAUGGGAAAAGCCCUAGGAAUGGAGCCAAAUGAAAUGAAUGAGGUACUUGGAGAAGGGUGGCAAUCUAUGAGGAUGAACUACUACCCUCCAUGUCCUCAGCCGGAGCUUGUGAUCGGCCUGAACCCUCAUUCAGACCCCGUAGGUCUCACCAUUCUUCUUCAAAUCAACGAAACGGAAGGUCUACAAAUAAAAAAAGAUGGGGUUUGGAUCCCUAUUAAACCACUUCCUAAUGCUUUUAUUGUCAAUAUUGGAGACAUGACAGAGAUUAUAACAAAUGGAAUUUAUCGUAGUAUUGAGCAUCGAGCAACAGUUAAUGCAGAAAAAGAGAGGCUUUCUAUUGCUACAUUUUAUGGUCCGAGCUUGUAUGGUGACCUAGGUCCAACACCGAGCCUUGUGACACCAAAGACACCAGUGCAAUUUAAGAGAGUUAAUGUUGUGGACUACUUUAAGGGUGUGUUUGCACGCGAACUUCGCGGUAAAUCCUAUAUUGAUUUAAUGAGAGUUGAUUCCAGAGAUGAAGGUAAAAAUGAUCUUGUAUAGGUCGACGAAAAGCUUAUAAAGAUGUCGAAUAAGGGAAUGUUUUGUGUUUUUUUAUAUGUAAAAUUAUUAAUCACGUUUGGAAAGUCACGAUGUAAUUGAAAGUAAUUAGACAAUUUGAUAUGUUUGUUUGACCAUGUAAUUAUAUUGUAAGUGUGUAAUUUGAGGUAAUUAAAAGAUUCUCGUUAGACUCUUCCAAUGAGAAUUGGGCGUAAGUACUAAAAGGUCACUAUGUAAUUGGAAUUAAGUAUAAUUCGAAGUAACUACAAGGUUUGGCAUA